Priceomyces carsonii is the source of this 849-nucleotide messenger RNA. RefSeq lists its product as uncharacterized. NCBI's taxonomy places the organism in Eukaryota, Fungi, Ascomycota, Pichiomycetes, Serinales, Debaryomycetaceae. The record is from RefSeq and is a predicted model, not a curated record. Gene Ontology annotation, molecular function: adenyl-nucleotide exchange factor activity. Gene Ontology annotation, cellular component: endoplasmic reticulum. Bases 1 to 849 code for a protein of 282 amino acids. The transcript has a single exon.
AUGGAUAAACUUUUGAAAUGGUCAAUUGCCCAGCAGUCAGGGGAUCAAGAUGCCAUAAACAAGAUGGGCCAACCAGACCCUAAAAUGCUCCAUCAACUAUUUGGGGGACCUGAUGAACCAACUUUAAUGAAGCAUUCUAUGGCGGCUAUAUGCAACGAGGAAACAACUGAACAAAACAAGGAGAUUGCAUUUGAAAAUUUCGAGAUGUUGAUUGAGAAUAUGGAUAACGCUAAUAACAUUGAAAACCUCAACUUAUGGCCCUCCUUAAUCGAGCAACUUGCGGAAGAUAAGCCAGCUAUACAAAGAGUUUAUGCGGCUUCAUGUAUUGGUAUAUCUGUUCAAAAUAAUCCUAAAGCACAGGAUGAUUUCAGUAAACAUGAUGGACUUUCGAAACUAAUUAAUAUAUGCUCAGAUACAAAUUCACCAGAUGAUUUAUUAGCGAAAUCUUUGUUUGCGAUAUCGUCAUAUAUUAGAAACUUUAAACCAGGGUAUGAGCAGUUUGUGAAAGAAAAUGGAUGGGAUAUUAUUAGGAUUCCAGAGGAUAACCACAAACUUACCUUGAGGGUCUUGUCAUUGGUCUCUGCUGUCUUGUCCAAUGGUUUGGAUAAGAAGUCUGAAGAUCGAAUCCAUGAGGAUAAAAUUAUCGAGAGGCUCACACUGUUGAUGAAAAGUGAUGGCCAUAUUGGUUGUAUUGAUAAAAUUUUGAGUAUUACAUCACAGCUAUCAUUAUUACACUAUGAGUUUUCUUCUACAGAAAUCGCAGAGUUAUCCAAUGGUUUAGAGAAUAUCAAGGUGCUUGAACCUCAACUCAAUGAAGAUUACCACUCUGUUAAAAAGAUUUUGAGUUAA